UGAACAAAGAGAAUGUGAGUGGCGAAGUAGUAUAAAUAUAAACUAAGCUUUGCUUAAAACAAAGAAUAGUUAGUAAAUUCUAAGUGUCCCAGAACACUUCAAAAGUUAAUAACAUGAUAGUAGUUCGGAAUUAAACUGAACGUCAUUGGGAAUUACUCAACUUACAAUGUUUUGUGAUUUUUUUUUGUUCGAUUUUGCUGAAAAUAUUAUUUAUUAUAUUUUUCUUUUUAACCUGCUUAUUACUUGGUUUCUACUUUGCAAAUCUCGAACCAUUUAUCUUUUUUUCUUUUUAACAGCACUUCAAGAUUCCAAUUUAUCACAAUUCACGUGAAUUCAUAAUCAUUCGUUUCGCUCUAAAUCAAAGUCCAAGAACAAUUUGCUUUAAUGGAAGGAGAAUCAAUAACAGCUUCCAUUAUGGCACCUAGCCAAGCAACCUCACUCGAUUCUUUUCAGAUUCCUAGACAUCAGGAACCAUUGCGCAAUGCUUCAGAUUCAAAUUCACAAGAUUUGGAUUUUGAAAUUAUUGAGGAUUCUAACAGAAUACCAAUUGAUUCUAAUGCUAACAAUGCUAUUCCUGAAAUUCCAGCAAGAGAAAACGAAGAUAUUGAAGAUUUUGCUGAUUUUGCAAAUGAAUCACUUGGAGAAGAAUCAGGUUCAGAUUCGGAUGAUGAAGUUGAGAUUAAUGAUAACGAAGAUGAUACACCUUCUCAACGUCUUGCCAGUUUUCCUGCUAAUUUCCGCGUCAUGUAUAUUGGACAAAAUGUUUCUAAUCCAUGUAAACAUAGAAUUUUCUCCAAAAUAAGCGAAAGUAUGUCGCAAAUUUUUUGGGAUGAAGCAGAUGGUGUUAUGCCAACAAAUGAUAUUGGUUUAGAAAGGAGACUUGUUAUAUGUCCAGUAAAGCUUCCUGAAGAUGGUAGACCUCAAGUCGAAUACUUCCCGGACUCAGGAGUCGCAAUUUAUGAGGCUGAUCUCACGGAUAGAUCUGAUGGAUAUUUCUCUAGGGCAUCAGAAUACUUGCAGAAGACAUUUGCAGAGAAUGAUCUAGACAAUUUGGUUGAUUUAUGUAUUGUUUUUGUACCUCAGGAUGUUGACCGUUUUCCUAAUGAACUUUUACUUACAAUGAGAAAAUUACAAGAGAAAGUUACUUUGUUACCAAUCAUUACCGUGAGUGGUAAUGAGCUUACUUUCACGAAUGAAAGGGAAGAAAAACGUCGAGCAAUUGUAAAAUUGAUCGAAGACAAUGGGAUUAAAAUAUUUACAUGGAAAGCCGAUCAAAUGAUUGAAGAUAGAAGAGAUCAUAGAUGGGUGGAAACUGUAUAUACUAAAAAAAUUUUGAACGUAAACGAAUUUAAUUAUUUUGACAACCAAGCUAUUUACGACGAUUUACAACUUUUACGUUCACGUGCUAUUGAAUUCAGAAAGGAUCGACUUAAUAAAGAACGUGCAAAGAAACGGUCUCGAUAUUUCGAUAAAUUAGUUGACAAUUCUAAAAAAAUUAUUUAUAUCUGUGCGGCUCUUUAUAUAAUUUAUUUGUUUGUUACUGGUAUCUGGCAUUAUGCAGAGUGGUCAGUUAUUCCUUCUGAUUUGGCAUCAUCUCUUCAAGCUGUGUCAAGAGCGUCUUUAAAAGCCCAAAAUAAAAUUGUGCCUCAAACAAUACCUCUCGAUAAUGGUGAAACUCAACCUCUUAUUGAAGUAUUUCAAGAAUCUUCGAAUAGAUUCAUGUUUAAUGUAUUGAAUAAAAAACAAUAUUUUGACAAUCGAAAAAAUGACUUUGAAGUUGUUGUAACACAUAACCCACCGCAAAUUUUGGGCCGUUAUGAUGUCCAGGAAAUUGGCAAUGGUCGAUACAUGUUUGAAAUUGAUACUACUGGCUCAAAAGGUGAAGUUUUGGUCGAAAUUAAAGAAAAGAAUGGAUCAUUGAUAAAAACCGUAACCUGGGUACCGAAGGAAGAUAAAACAAAGAGUAAUGAUAUUAAAAAUCAUGAGGAGGAGUCUACACUUUUGGAAUUUUUUCAAAAUAAAGUUGCUAUUACUUGUCAAAAUGCAGUUUCAUAUUCUACAUAUGCAUAUGAAGAAGUGGUUGUUUUCGGAACAAACGUAUUAAAUGGAAUACAUGCGAGUAUUAUCUAUUUUGGUUAUCAGUUAAGCGUUUUUAAUGAUAUCCUCUGGGAUUAUGUUAAUUAUUGGGUACCGAUUAUUCGGGAGAAAGUUUUAAAUUGGACAACUAAGGCAGAGGAAUUUGUUGAAGAAGGGUAUUUAAAUGCAAAGGAAUCUUUUGAAGAAUGGUAUUUAAAUACAAAUAGGUUUAUCGAAGGAGUGUAUUUAAAUGCAAGAGAAUCUAUCGAAAGAGGUUGUUUAAGUGCAAAAGAGUCUAUUGAAGAAGGGUACUUGAAAACAAAAGAAGGAUCGCUUAAUUUUGCGCGUUUUAUCAAAGAUCAGUAUGACGAAAUUUAUGCAUCUUUUUAAGAAGGAUCAUUACAGAUUCAUAUUAAUUAUUCAUUAUUAAGUUUUUUUUAGGUUUAUUCAAACUUCAAAUUAUUAUUAAAUUAUUAUUCUUUUUUUAGAAAUUGUUAAUUAAGUAUAGCUAUUUUGGCCAUAUUUUAUCAAUUUCUCUGCUUUGUUCUUAGUAUAGUU
Molecule: messenger RNA, 2634 nt
Organism: Rhizophagus irregularis DAOM 181602=DAOM 197198
Lineage: Eukaryota; Fungi; Glomeromycota; Glomeromycetes; Glomerales; Glomeraceae
Source: RefSeq, a predicted model, not a curated record